This is a messenger RNA of Labrus bergylta (ballan wrasse), 2793 nucleotides long. RefSeq names its product threonyl-tRNA synthetase 1 (gene tars1). Gene Ontology annotation, molecular function: threonine-tRNA ligase activity; ATP binding. Gene Ontology annotation, cellular component: cytoplasm. Gene Ontology annotation, biological process: threonyl-tRNA aminoacylation. The record is from RefSeq and is a predicted model, not a curated record. Lineage: Eukaryota; Metazoa; Chordata; Actinopteri; Labriformes; Labridae.
GAAACGUCAUCAGCCCUCACCCGGCAUCCUGACUGCCUGCUGUCUAUACAUGUUAGCCGGACUGUGUUAUCUUUUUCUUUUAAAAGAGAGGUAGCCUUUCACUUGUUAUGGCUGACCAGACUGUCGUGGAGAAGAUGAGCGAAAUGCAAGUGAACGAGGGGAAGAAGGUGAAAUCCGAAAGCAAUAAAGACGGAGGAAAGAAGAAGGCUAAAAAUGCAGCUGUGGACUCUGGAGGCAGGGCUGAGCUAUCGCCCCAACCUCAGUACAUUGAUGAGCGUCUGACGUUGUACACAAAGCUCAAAGCUGAGCAUGAAGCCCUGAUGGCAGAGAGGGCUGCGAAGAACAGCCGAGCCAUCAAGGUGACCCUGCCUGAUGGAAAGGUAGUGGAUGCAGAGUCUUGGAAGACCACACCAUACCAAGUGGCCUGUGGUAUCAGUCAAGGCCUUGCUGACAACACAGUGAUUGCUAAAGUGAACAACGCUGUGUGGGACCUAGACAGACCUUUGGAGGAUGACUGCAGCCUGCAGUUGCUCAAGUUUGAUGAUGAGGAGGCUCAAGCAGUUUACUGGCACUCCAGCGCCCAUAUCCUGGGUGAAGCCAUGGAGAAAGUGUAUGGAGGCUGCCUCUGCUACGGCCCCCCCAUCGAGAAUGGCUUCUACUAUGACAUGUUCCUGGAGAACAACGAGGGCGUAUCGAGCAACGACUUCCCAUGUCUGGAGACCUUGUGCAAGAAAAUCAUCAAGGAGAAGCAGCCAUUCGAGAGGCUGGAGAUAAAGAAGGAAACUCUGUUGGAAAUGUUCAAGUACAACACGUUCAAGUGUCGUAUCCUCAAUGAGAAAGUCACCACUCCCACUACCACUGUUUACAGAUGUGGACCCUUAAUCGACCUGUGUCGGGGACCCCAUGUGAGACAUACUGGUAAAAUCAAGGCACUUAAAAUCCACAAGAAUUCGUCCACAUACUGGGAGGGAAAAGCAGACAUGGAAACCCUUCAGAGGAUCUAUGGAAUCUCCUUCCCUGACCCUAAAAUGCUCAAAGAGUGGGAGAAGUUUCAGGAGGAGGCCAAGAACAGAGACCACCGCAAACUGGGCCGGGAGCAGGACCUUUUCUUCUUCCAUGACUUGAGUCCUGGCAGCUGCUUCUUCCUGCCUAAGGGCGCUUUCCUCUACAACACCCUGGUGGAGUUCAUCAGAAGCGAGUACAGGAAGAGGGGUUUCCAGGAGGUGGUGACGCCAAACAUCUUCAACAGUAAGCUUUGGCAGACCUCGGGCCACUGGCAGCAUUACAGCGAGAACAUGUUCUCCUUCGAGGUGGAGAAGGAGACCUUCGCCCUCAAACCCAUGAACUGCCCGGGACACUGCCUGAUGUUCGACCACCGACCACGCUCCUGGAGAGAGUUGCCACUUCGCAUGGCUGACUUUGGUGUCCUGCACAGGAACGAGCUGUCAGGAGCCCUCACAGGUCUCACACGUGUCCGCCGCUUCCAGCAGGAUGAUGCUCACAUCUUCUGCACCAUGGACCAGAUUGAAGAGGAGAUUAAGGGCUGUCUGGACUUCCUGCGGACUGUGUAUGACGUCUUUGGCUUCACUUUCAAACUCAACCUCUCCACAAGACCGGAGAAGUUCCUGGGGAACCCGGAGAUCUGGGACCAGGCAGAAAAGCAACUGGAGAACAGCUUGAAUGAGUUUGGGGAGAAAUGGGUUCUAAACCCGGGUGACGGAGCUUUUUAUGGACCAAAGAUCGACAUUCAGAUAAAGGACGCCAUUGGUCGGUACCAUCAGUGUGCCACAAUCCAGCUUGAUUUCCAGCUUCCCAUCCGCUUUAACCUCACCUUUGUCAGCCACGAUGGUGACGACAAGAAGCGACCAGUGAUCAUCCACAGAGCCAUCCUGGGAUCAGUGGAGAGGAUGCUCGCCAUUCUGACUGAGAACUACGGAGGCAAAUGGCCGCUGUGGCUCUCUCCUCGCCAAGUGAUGGUCGUACCUGUGGGAGUGGCCCAUGAAGAGUACGCUCAGAAGGUCAAGAAGGAUUUCCAUGACAGCGGCUUCAUGGCUGACGUGGAUCUCGACCCCGGCUGCACUCUGAACAAAAAGAUUAGAAAUGCACAGUUAGCGCAGUACAACUUCAUCCUGGUGGUGGGAGAGAAGGAGAUGACCAGCAACACUGUGAACGUGCGCACCCGAGAUAACAAAGUCCACGGCGAGCGCAGUGUGGAGGAGUGCAUGGAGCGUCUGAAACACCUCAAGAUGUCCAGGAGUAAAAAUGCUGAAGAGGAAUUCUGAUCUUUCUCAAAUCUGUGCUAUCGCUCUACAGUACCUCAAGUGUUUGAACUUAAAAGGGACGUGUGGUAAACAUCCGUUUUUGAUUAGGGGUAAACUACUGGUGCCUAGUCUCUUCUUUCUGUCUCACUGAAAUCACAUUUUCAGAAUUGUUAAUCAAGGGUUUUUUUUUUGUCUGGUGUCUUCCAUCGCCUCAUAACGGUAUCAAUUUUAUUAUGCUUAUCAAGUCUUCGGAUUCCUGUCCUCGUAGACAGAAGUUAACAUGUUCUUAACUUCUGCUUCUACAGAAACACAUGUGGGACUGUAAUGUGAUAAAGUCUUUGAACAGCUUUACAGAACAUGUCAAACAUUGAACAAAUUGUACCAUAUUAACCAUCGAAAAAAACACCUAUAUGUUGACUGGUUAAAAAAAAGGGGGGGAAAUGGUUUGUUACACUGUCUUAACAGUUUGUAUCGGUCAUUCUUUCUUCAGGGAAUUGUACACAAGUUUGAUAAUUAAACCAUUUAUUCUUGA